Eupeodes corollae is the source of this 1844-nucleotide messenger RNA. RefSeq lists its product as uncharacterized. The record is from RefSeq and is a predicted model, not a curated record. Gene Ontology annotation, biological process: intracellular signal transduction. NCBI's taxonomy places the organism in Eukaryota, Metazoa, Arthropoda, Insecta, Diptera, Syrphidae.
AAAACCCUCAUUCAAAAAUUAAGUCCAAAGUCGUUAGUCUCGGUUUAUUUCUCGAAAUGAAAACCUCGUUUGAAUUGAAUAAUCCAUUAUCUUUUCCUCUUGAAAAUUUCGACUUAAAUUGUAAAUAACAUUUCCAUCGAGAGUUUUGAGAAUUGAAAUUUACCCUGAAAGAGUUUCUAUAUUUUUGUACCACAAAUUGGCUACCAAAUUGUUGUCAUUGUUUGUCAUUUUCUAUUUUGAUUCAAACGCAUUACAAUAAAUGCAAAAACCUCAUAUGUACCUCCACUUAUUGUCGAUUGAAAACUGAAGGCUUAUAAAUUCGAACUUUUAUUUUUCUGCUGUUGUUGUUAUUGUGGAAUUAUUUUCGUUCAAUUCAUUUUUAAACUUCAAAGUCAAGAGAAAUUGCUAAAAAUAAUAUUCAUCGUAGGUACGUUAUUCAAGGUAGCUUAAAAAAGUUUUCGUUCGUUUUCGUCCAACGAUAGCAAUCAAGUCUAUAGUGUCGUCCAUCAGCAACCCUUUGACUUCGUUUAUACGAGCGGAAUGGAUUUUAUUUUCGAUUGCUUUUUCGAGGACACAUUUGAAAAAAUUACUCGCAGUGGACUUCAGGAUCGCAGUUCUAGACGUGAUGUCCUGGAUCACUUGAAUGCCGUAAUUGGAGGAUGUAGUGAUGGACAAAAUGUUCAUACAGAAGAAGUUGCUCGAAUGGCAGUUCUGUCAGCAGUCAAAUAUCAUCGCGAUAAAAUGGAUGCUAAUGGAGAUGUUUGUCUGAUGGGGAAAUACCACAAUAUUUUGUAUAUUGCCUUGAGAACGUGCUGGGAAUGGGGUGUACGAGACUCUGCUGUUGUGGUUGUUCUUUUGGAGGAAAUUUAUACUUGCGAAAAAACAUUUGAGCGCAUAUUUUUGGGUGCAUUAUUUGGAACGCACGCUCCACAUUUUAUUGCAGGUUGGCGAAGUGAUUUCCGCGAUCAGGAUGAAAACACCAGAGCCAUGGUCUAUUUUCUCCAUCACGCUACGAGUCUAGGACUUCAGUUGCCAGUUUUAUUAGCUCAUUUCGAAAAGGAAACUAUGGUGAGGUUUAUUGAUAUUCCAAUAGAGUCAUGUGGUAAGGCAUCACCAUUACGUGUAGCACUACAAGCAAGUGCUCCUGACCUUUUGCUUAUACUACUAAGGUACGGAGCAGAACCAAAUCCACCAGACGGUGGCUCGUCAGCUGUACAUGCACUCAUGGACAAACUCAUAGAACGUGACCAGCACUAUAUGUACCAGGACGUUUCCUGUUUGAAUAUCCUCCUACGGAAUUUAACCCUCAUUGAGAUGCCUUGCGAGAAGGGCAUGUUCUAUCUUCAGAAGGAGAGAUUCCUGGAAAAAUACGGAGCAUUGCUUUUGGAUAAAAUAAUACCAAAGGAGCAGGUUUUCGGGAUAAUGCCACUCAAACAUUUAUGUCGAUGCCGCAUCCGUGAUCUAUUACGUGCAACAAAUCAGCUACCCGAUGGCAUUGAUACACUUCGUCUACCAAGGAAGCUUCAACGUUAUAUUGAUUUAAUGGAGGAAUAGGAUUGAAAUAGUUAGUUAUGGUAGUGGAGGGUGUGAUGGUGGAUAGUGUCAUUUUAAUAACUUUUAAAACUUUAAAGUUUUUAAUAAGAAAAGAAAAAAGUUCUUAAAAUGAUGUUGAAGGUAUUUGUUUCGAUUUUAUCUAAGAUUCAAGGAUUGGGGCGACACCUGUUGUUUCUGUGCGACUUGUAAGGUUAACAGUGUUGCCAAAUAGACAAUAUCGAGGCACACGAUUGCCUAUAACUCCUGUUACCACUUCUCCUGAGUGAAUUCCGAUUGUUAUUUGCUGUUGA